Penicillium cinerascens is the source of this 1128-nucleotide messenger RNA. RefSeq names its product FPP/GGPP synthase family protein. Gene Ontology annotation, molecular function: prenyltransferase activity. Gene Ontology annotation, biological process: isoprenoid biosynthetic process. The transcript is spliced from 2 exons. Lineage: Eukaryota; Fungi; Ascomycota; Eurotiomycetes; Eurotiales; Aspergillaceae. The coding region runs from base 1 to 1128 and encodes 375 amino acids. The record is from RefSeq and is a predicted model, not a curated record.
AUGAAUUCUUUAUUUCAACCUCCAAACCCCGUCCCACUGAGGACAAGCUCUGCUGGUGCCACGAAUGGUCCAGGCAGCCCGCCGUCCCAACGACACAGGAAGUCUGUAGUUGAUGGGGACCGAGCCGAGGGACAGGCCACGAAGCACAGACACAAGCGCAAUAAGUCAAGCGUGGACGGCACAAAGUACAAGGAUGGAACGUGGUCAUCAAAAAAUGAAGAGAUCCUCAUAGGGCCCUAUGAAUACAUGCACCAGCAUCCGGGCAAGGAUGUGCGCCGCCAGCUGAUCGAGGCGUUCAAUUCCUGGCUUCAGGUUCCGCCAGAGAGCUUGGCGAUCAUCUCCAAAGUGGUGACCAUGUUGCAUACGGCGUCGUUACUAAUCGACGACGUUGAAGACAACUCCGUCCUCCGCCGCGGAAUCCCCGUCGCUCACAAUAUAUUCGGCACAGCCCAGACCAUCAACUCCGCCAACUACGUCUACUUUCUCGCGCUACAAGAGGUCCAGAAAUUGAACAACCCCGCCGCGAUCGACAUCUACGUGAAGGAGCUACUGAACCUCCACCGCGGCCAAGGCAUGGACCUCUUUUGGCGUGACACGCUCACCUGUCCAACCGAAGACGAGUACUUGGAGAUGGUGGGCAACAAGACGGGCGGACUCUUCCGACUAGCAGUGAAGCUGAUGCAAGCCGAGAGCGCAACGGGGAAAGACUGCGUGAGCCUGGUAAACGUGAUGGGCCUGAUCUUCCAGAUCUGCGACGAUUACCUCAACCUAUCCAGCACAGCAUACACCAAAAACAAGGGUCUGUGCGAGGACUUGACCGAGGGCAAGUUCUCUUUCCCGAUCAUCCAUAGCAUCUGCGCCAACCCGUCCAACCACCAGCUUCUCAGUAUUCUGAAGCAGAAGACCCAGGACGACGAGGUUAAGCGUCACGCUGUGCACUAUAUGCAGAGCACGGGCAGCUUUGAGUACACGCGCCGGACCGUGAUUGAGCUACGCGAUCGUGCCUUGACCUUGAUUGAGAUGAUCGACGCCACGCCCCGCAUCAACGGUGCCGGGGAUGGGCAAAUGGUGCGUGCGGUCUUGCAUAAGAUUGUGGAGACCACGCUAUCGGAUGAGGCCGCACAAUAG